Phialemonium atrogriseum is the source of this 508-nucleotide messenger RNA. RefSeq lists its product as uncharacterized. The record is from RefSeq and is a predicted model, not a curated record. Bases 33 to 473 code for a protein of 146 amino acids. The transcript has a single exon. Lineage: Eukaryota; Fungi; Ascomycota; Sordariomycetes; Cephalothecales; Cephalothecaceae.
UGUUACUACAGGUCGCAGAAACGCCUCUGAACAUGUCAGACGGCCUCGGAGAAUGUCUGGGCGAGCUCCUGGUGAACGUUGUCGGUAGAGCCAUCCUGACCGGCGCAGUCAUUGUCAUCGACAAGCAGAUAGUCCAACGACGGGAUGUGGUUAUACGAUGGGGCCGCCAGUUCCAGAACUGGUUUCCUCUGCCCGAAUGGAUGUUCAUAUUUGCCGAGAAUGAUCCGGGGAUGCCGGACACGGAUAUGCGGAUCCCCUGGGCAUUGGGCUUCAUGGUUGUUGGUCCAGGCUGUAUUGCCGGCCUUGUUUGGCUGGUGCUCAUCCUCUCGAAGCGGUGCUUGAGGUCGCGGAUACUCGCGAUGGAAGAUGGCCACUGUCGUGCUGCGUUAUCAAAGGGACAGCCUGGUCAACAGGAUCAAAAUGAGAGGAACUUGGGCUUGGAAGCGUCAACUCGGUCGGUCUGGGUUGGAUGAUGUGACAUAUCCAGGUACUUGAAACUGAAGAAACA